AUGGAGCCCAAUGGCACGAUUCAUUCUUGUUGCUUAGACUCUACUGUACUGAAAGUCACCAUCAGUUUGAUCCUCACCACCCUCAUCCUCAUCACCGUCGCUGGCAACGUGGUCGUCUGCCUGGCUGUCAGCUUGAACCGUCGGCUCCGCAGUCUGACCAAUUGCUUCAUUGUGUCUUUGGCGGCGACCGACCUGCUUCUUGGCCUCCUGGUGCUGCCCUUCUCUGCCAUUUACCAGCUCUCUUUCAAGUGGAGCUUUGGCCAGGUUUUCUGCAACAUCUACACCAGCCUGGAUGUGAUGCUCUGCACAGCCUCCAUCCUUAACCUCUUCAUGAUCAGCUUGGACCGCUACUGCGCUGUCACGGACCCAUUGAGGUACCCUGUGCUGGUCACCCCAGUUCGCGUUGCCAUUUCUUUGGUCUUUAUUUGGGUCAUUUCCAUCACCCUAUCUUUCCUGUCUAUUCACCUGGGAUGGAACAGCAGAAAUGAGACCAGAAGAGACAAUGAUACCUUCAAGUGCAAAGUUCAGGUCAAUGAGGUCUACGGGCUGGUGGACGGGCUGGUCACCUUCUACCUGCCUCUUCUCAUCAUGUGUGUCACCUACUACAGAAUCUUUAAGAUCGCCAGGGAGCAGGCCAAAAGGAUCAACCACAUCAGCUCCUGGAAGGCAGCCACCAUUCGAGAGCACAAAGCCACCGUGACGCUGGCUGCAGUCAUGGGAGCUUUCGUCAUCUGCUGGUUUCCCUACUUCACCACAUUUGUCUAUCGUGGACUGAGAGGGGACGAUGCCAUCAACGAGGUGGUUGAAGGCAUUGUUCUAUGGCUAGGCUACGCCAAUUCAGCCCUGAACCCAAUCCUGUACGCUGCCCUCAACAGAGACUUCCGCAUGGCUUACCAACAGCUCUUCCACUGCAGGCUUGCCAGCCACAACUCCCAAAAACCAUCCCUGAGGCUGAACAAUUCUCUGCUGUCCAGGAACCAAAGCCAAGAAGGCAGAUGGCAGGAGGAGAAGCCCCUGAAGCUCCAAGUGAGGAGUGGGACAGAAAUCACACACCCCCAGGGAACCCCAGACAGGUAA
This is a messenger RNA of Cricetulus griseus (Chinese hamster), 1077 nucleotides long. The record is from RefSeq and is a predicted model, not a curated record. NCBI's taxonomy places the organism in Eukaryota, Metazoa, Chordata, Mammalia, Rodentia, Cricetidae.